CUGUCGUCAUGUGCUGUCGGUUUUUACUUCUAUUUGCCAUUUUCUGUGGCUAUCCGAAUCUUGGGCUCGGCUCUCCGCAAAAUGACCAAGGCUACCAAGUUGUGGGCGUGCCGUGUGCCGUCAACGAGGAGGUCAGCUGCAUGAUCGUCAAGUGUCCGGCGGGUCGCUUUUGUCCGGCGGAGAAUUACUGCUACAAUCCGCGGUGCGUCUGUCGGCGCGGCUAUCGCAGGAGCCAUGGCGUCUGUGUCCAGAAACAUGUGACGCUCAAUCUCGAUGCUGAGGCCCUGAACUCAGCCCUGCUCCAAACGCGAUUUCGAUAAUGUCAUAAUUUGUUCCAUUUUUCUGUUUCUUAGCAAAUUACAUUUUAAACUGAUCAUAA
Molecule: messenger RNA, 379 nt
Organism: Drosophila novamexicana
Lineage: Eukaryota; Metazoa; Arthropoda; Insecta; Diptera; Drosophilidae
Product: cysteine-rich with EGF-like domain protein 1
Exons: 2
Coding region: 9-320 (103 amino acids)
Source: RefSeq, a predicted model, not a curated record